AUGGAAUCGAAAUCUACGGGGAUCGUUCGGCAUUCACAAGGGGAAUUUGACAUUGUAACGAUUUACAAAAAGUUCUUGGAAGAUGAUCCUGAGAUUACCAUGCCGGUAGCUGCCAUCGAGGCUCUUGUACAGUUAUUGUCGCGUUCUCAAGCAAAAACAAUUUCAGAGUUUAUGGACAUUCUACAAAGUGGAUCCAAUAUUUUAAAGGACGGCGUAGAAAACAAUAUUUCCUUGUCUGCUGGAUGCGAUAUUUUCCAGCGUUUUGUCACACGUUCUUUACAUGAUGUUGGGGAUUUCGAACAGUGUAAACGUCACUUGGUGGAAAACGGUAAGCUGUUUAUUCAGCGUGCUCGCGCUUGUCGUCAAACCAUUGCGAAUUUAGGUUAUCCUUUAAUUCGUGAUGGAAAUGUUAUUUUGACUCAUGGUUUCUCUCGUGGUGUAGCAGCCGUCCUUUUAGCUGCUGCUAAGCGUCAUGUUCGUUUCAAGGUAUUUGUGACUGAAUCUCGACCCAGUGGUUCUGGUUGUCUCAUGGCGGACACACUCCGUAAAGCUUGCAUCCCGACUUGCAUGGUCCUUGACUCUGCUGUGAGUUUUACCAUGAAUCGCGUUGAUUUGGUACUUGUGGGUGCCGAAGGCGUGGUAGAAAAUGGUGGAUUAAUUAAUCAAAUUGGCACCUUCCAGCUUGCAGUAUUUGCUAAGCAUGCUCACAAGCCAUUUUAUGCCGUUGCCGAAAGUCAUAAGUUUGUUCGUAUGUUUCCACUUUCUCAAUACGAUAUACCUUUCAGUCGACCUAUUCUCGAGUUUGACGAUCCCUCUCCAAAAACAUUGGGUCCCAUUCGCGAUGUAGUGCCGACGCCAUCCGAUGCUAUUCACAAUGAAUUAAUUAUGAACGAAGAGCAAAUUAGAAAUAACCCUACGCUGGACGUUACUCCUCCGGAGUUUGUCUCAGGAUUAAUCACUGAUUUGGGAAUUAUAGACUCAAAGAGCGGUGUCAGUGAAGAACUCAUUAAAUUGUACCUAUAA
Schizosaccharomyces osmophilus is the source of this 1023-nucleotide messenger RNA. It is a transcript of the gene gcn3, whose product is annotated as translation initiation factor eIF2B alpha subunit Gcn3. NCBI's taxonomy places the organism in Eukaryota, Fungi, Ascomycota, Schizosaccharomycetes, Schizosaccharomycetales, Schizosaccharomycetaceae. The transcript is spliced from 4 exons. The coding region runs from base 1 to 1023 and encodes 340 amino acids. Gene Ontology annotation, cellular component: eukaryotic translation initiation factor 2B complex. Gene Ontology annotation, molecular function: guanyl-nucleotide exchange factor activity; translation initiation factor activity. Gene Ontology annotation, biological process: translational initiation. The record is from RefSeq and is a predicted model, not a curated record.